Rhizoctonia solani is the source of this 762-nucleotide messenger RNA. Its product is annotated as PUB domain-containing protein. Lineage: Eukaryota; Fungi; Basidiomycota; Agaricomycetes; Cantharellales; Ceratobasidiaceae. Gene Ontology annotation, cellular component: cytoplasm. The transcript is spliced from 6 exons. The record is from RefSeq and is a predicted model, not a curated record. The coding region runs from base 1 to 762 and encodes 253 amino acids.
AUGUCUAGCCCCUCGAGCCCACAAUCUCCUCUACAAGCUGACCCGAAUCGAGUCGCACAAGCUGCACUGCAAAGAAUAGCCCAACCAGUGAAUCCUGGAGAGACUGAAGAGCUGCGGUACGAGCAUGAGCGGCCUAUUAGACAGAAGUUCCGACGACUGGUGGACCCAGGGAUUGUGCGCGACAAUAGCGAAGCUGAUGCAAAGAGAGCACUUGGCGUAUUGCUGAAAUUAGCAGAAAACUUGCUCUCUGACCCCGAGAACCCCAAGUUUCGAGAGUUCAAAUCGACUAAUACUACGAUCCAACGUGCGCUGAUUGAUCCAAAAGGAGCGAUAGAAUUUGCGAUUGAAAUGGGAUUUCGAGCUACCGUACACGAAUUCCAACCUAAAUACGUCUGGCACUCUAGUCCGGAAAAUCUUAUUGCGCUUCGAGUUGGCAGGGACGUCCUGAAAGGACAUAUUGAGCUCGCAACUUCAAAAGAGGAGCGAACUGAUUUAAGCCAGCGGAUGGCCAAGGCAGAGAAAACGGCGGCGGUUCAGAAUGCGCUAUUGGCCUUUGAGGAUGAUCGUAAACGUAGGAAAGCACUAGAUCAGCGCAUGAAACAGGAUGGCUAUCCGACCACUCCUUCCAAAGUCCCAACAACAGUAGUUCCACCAGCUUCUCCUCAAUUCAGUAUCCAAGGAGAGGGGCAAACACUGGGCACCGCGUCUGCUCGUCGGGGAUUUGUGCAUGAAGACGAGGAUAAGACUGCCACAGAGUACUAA